Molecule: messenger RNA, 1626 nt
Organism: Strongylus vulgaris
Lineage: Eukaryota; Metazoa; Nematoda; Chromadorea; Rhabditida; Strongylidae
Source: the annotation of a GenBank genome assembly
UUGUCUAAUAAUGUUUUAUAUCCAGCGAUCAUAAUAGAAUUGUUUCAAGGCCGACCAGAAUGCCGUCUCCGGGGAAACGGCGAAACUCAAUACGUGAUUGAAAUCGCUGUAUUCAAUGAUCCAUGUCUCACACAAAUGCCGGCGCCAGGCGUCUUCCAGAAUAGAAUACGAAUAGGACAAAAUCCUGCCGUUAUUCUUCAAGGUGAUCAGACGCUUACCGUUAAAUGUGUCUAUGGAUUGCCUGAGGUGGAGACACUGCCGCUGCCGGUGGUCAGCCCAAAUUUCAACAUUGAAAGGUACCUAUUUGGUAACAUUGAACCAAAACAAGGCACGGAGAAACAGAUCGAUGUUGAUGUUGCCAGCAUAGGCACUCAGCUAGAGGAGCUCCUCAGAAGACAAAAUCUCAAUGCAAAUGGGCGCCAGGGAGUAGUGGCGCUGGAGCACAACAGCGUGGUCGUUCUGGUCCUAAUCUAUCUGUCUGGCUAUUACCAUUACUGCUUGGAGCAGUGCUGCUGGCUUUAUGUAUUCUCUGUUGCCUCUACGUCUGUCUUAAAAGACGACAUGAGGCCAAACAGAAUCGCUCCCGAUUACUCGUUGGUAUCCCUGGAGGUCGGACCUACUGAUGCAAAAAGGAAUGCUCAUCAUCUUUGGUGGGGUGCCCGUGAUGCAAAUCGCAGUGACCGAGUCAAUUUUCCAGAGGGACACACAAAUUCUGCCGCUAUCUCUCCAUCUGAUUCUCAAGAAACAUCUUCUACAGCUCAAGCAACUCGCAGUGCAUCCUCUGUACCGUCGGCGAAGCCUAGAGGAAUAUUCAAGAAAAAUUCGGGAAGAAAUAUUGAUAGAGAGGAUACUACUGCUUCUAUUCGUGAUAUGUAUGGAACUUCUAGAGAUGGCAGUAAUGCAUCGCAUUAUGCUGCAUCAGGAUUCUACGGGAGGAAACAAUUUGAAGCUGAUGCUCCAAGUCGACAACCGAGCUCAAAUCGUGCGGACUACAUAAGCACUUUGGAAGGAGCAGAUAAUGGAAUGAAUUUGAGGUCGAAUUUGGAAGAAUACGUUCAACGAACACAUUCUCAACGAAACAGUCAACGCAGCCAGUAUGCGUCUCGUUUGGAAUUUAACGAGCCAGACCUAUUUAGCGAACGAGGGGUUGACAUUGGUGCUGAGGCUAAUGUUCAACAAAUGCUUCCAAAGAGCUACUCCGAAUGGCGCCACUGCCUCAUUGCUGGAUCGUCUGUGAACAGGACUGCGAGCUUGAAGGUGACUUCGCUCGAGCAAGAAGCAGGUCGUCCUGAGGACUCUGGAAUAUCCUCAUACAGGUCUAUAACAGAAAUUUAUCAUGCAGCUGAAACUGCUGAACAGGGGAAACUGGAGGAGCCUCACAAAGGGCAACUUCUUGUCGAGCAUCGAGAUAUUCCUUCAGUGGAGGUGCUUGAAAAGUGUGUUUUACCUAUUCGUGGAUUUGGCGCACGAAAACUGACGGAACAGGAGCUUGGUUGUCGUUUAUUCUUAUGCCGCCUAUACCUUACCGAAAAUUUAGCUGAUAAAGAUACUGCUCCAUCACUCGAGGCUGCGCCGUCAAGUUCUCAAUUAAACGUCUAUAUUGGUAAUGUAGGCUCUGACUGGUAA